ACCAGUUGCAAGGGGAUGACAGAGCGCAUUCACAGCAUCAACCUUCACAACUUCAGCAAUUCCGUGCUCGAGACGCUCAACGAGCAGCGCAACCGUGGCCACUUCUGUGACGUGACGGUGCGAAUCCACGGGAGCAUGCUGCGGGCCCACCGCUGCGUGCUGGCCGCUGGCAGCCCGUUCUUCCAAGACAAGCUGCUGCUGGGGUACAGCGACAUCGAGAUCCCGUCCGUGGUGUCUGUCCACGCGGUGCAGAAGCUCAUUGACUUCAUGUACAGCGGGGUGCUGCGCGUCACCCAGACGGAGGCGCUUCAGAUCCUGACGGCCGCCAGCAUCCUGCAGAUAAAGACGGUCAUCGACGAAUGCACGCGAAUCGUCUCCCAAAACGUCGGGGGGGUCUACGCCCUGAUACAGGACUCUGGUCAAGAGACACCCAGGGGGACGCCGGAGUCGGGGACCUCCGGGCAGAGCAGCGACACUGAAUCCGGCUACCUGCAAAGCCACCGCCAGCACAGCGUAGACAGGAUCUACUCUGCGCUGUACACCUGCUCCAUGCAGAACGGCAGCGGGGAGCGCUCAUUUUACAGCGGCGCCGUCGUGAGCCACCACGAGACCGCCCUGGGUCUGCCCCGGCAGCACCACAUGGAGGAGCCCAGCUGGAUUACCCGCAUACACCAGCACUCCCAGCGGAGGGAGAGGUACCUGACCACCACCCCGGAAACCACCCACUGCCGCAAGCAGUCGUGCCCGGUCCGGAUUCAGACCCUGGUGGGCAAUAUACACAUCAAGCAAGAGGUGGAAGACGACUACGACUACUACGGCCAACAGAGGCCGCAGGGCCUGGAGCGCAACGAGUCCGAGGAGUGCGCCGAGGACACCGAUCAAGCCGAAGGCACGGAAAGCGAACCCAAAGGGGAGAGCUUCGAUUCCGGCGUGAGCUCGUCCAUCGGCACGGAGCCCGACUCCGUAGAACACCAGUACAUGCCCGUUCUCAGCAGGGAGUGCCAGCCGGAGCCUUCCCAGGCGGAGUCCAAAUAUUUAUCCGCCGAGUGCGCCGAAAACCAGAACCAACAGCACUUGGACACCAGCCCGUCCUCCCCGAAGAGGAGCAGCGCCGUCGACAUGGACAGCACACUGGUCAGCGUUAGCAAUAGCACCGAAAAAGAGGUCAUCAAAACUUCCGUCUCCCAGUCCAGCGCGCUGGCUUUGCCGACAACCCAGCUGUACCUGCGCCAGACGGAGACGGUCACCAGCAACGUGAGAAUGCCGCUCACCCUGACCAGCAACACGCAGGUCAUCGGCACGGCCGGCAACAGCUACCUACCCACCCUCUUCACGACACAGGCCGGUCCGAAGCCGUUCCUUUUCAGUCUGCCCCAACCGUUAGCCGGCCAGCAGGCCCAGUUCGUGACGGUUCCGCAAAGUGGAUUAUCGUCAUUCGCUUCCCACCUUCAAGCACCACCAUCCCAAGGAGGGCACGGCCCGGCGAGCGGGCAAGGGGAGAAAAAACCUUACGAGUGCACCCUUUGUAACAAAACCUUCACUGCCAAACAGAACUACGUGAAGCACAUGUUUGUCCACACAGGAGAGAAGCCGCACCAAUGCAGCAUCUGCUGGAGGUCGUUCUCCUUGAAGGAUUACUUAAUAAAGCACAUGGUGACCCACACGGGGGUGCGGGCGUAUCAGUGCAGCAUCUGCAACAAGCGCUUCACCCAGAAGAGCUCCCUCAACGUGCACAUGCGCCUCCACCGGGGGGAGAAGUCCUACGAGUGCUACAUCUGCAAGAAGAAGUUCUCUCACAAAACCCUGCUGGAGCGGCACGUGGCCCUCCAUAGUGCUACCAACGGCACCGCCAGCAUCCCGCUCCCCGUUCCGCCUUCAGCUCGCCCCGGGCCACCGAGUAACGGGGUGACCCCAUGCCCGGAGGGCACGACGUACGUUUGCUCAGUCUGUCCAGCUAAGUUUGACCAAAUCGAGCAGUUUAACGACCACAUGAGAAUGCACGUUUCUGACGGAUAAAUACCAUCCAUUCUUACGAACAAAAAAACAAACAAACAAAAGCUAUGGCACUAGAGUUUAAGAUUUUUUUGUUUUAAUUUUUAGGUUUUUUUGUUGUUUUUUUUCUCUUUUUUUUGGCAUUUUGUACUACAUGAAGAACUGUAUUGCCUGCUGGUACAUUACAUUUCCGGAGAGUGGGUGAAUAUAUAUAUCUAUAUAUAUCGAGAUAUAUAACCUACGUAUAUAUAUUUUAUCCAGUCUCCCUCAGAUGGUGGCCUUAAGGCUUGGUAGUGAACCUGAAUUCCACUGGCUGGAGUUCAACCCUACCGGCCUCUAAAUACAACCCUUCUUUAAAAAAAAAAAAGACAAAAAAAAAAAGACAAAAA
Messenger RNA from Spea bombifrons (plains spadefoot toad), 2381 nucleotides. It is a transcript of the gene ZBTB20, whose product is annotated as zinc finger and BTB domain containing 20. Gene Ontology annotation, biological process: regulation of transcription by RNA polymerase II. The transcript is spliced from 3 exons. Gene Ontology annotation, molecular function: RNA polymerase II cis-regulatory region sequence-specific DNA binding; protein binding; DNA-binding transcription factor activity, RNA polymerase II-specific. The coding region runs from base 16 to 2016 and encodes 666 amino acids. Lineage: Eukaryota; Metazoa; Chordata; Amphibia; Anura; Pelobatidae. The record is from RefSeq and is a predicted model, not a curated record.